This is a messenger RNA of Monodelphis domestica (gray short-tailed opossum), 1131 nucleotides long. RefSeq names its product olfactory receptor 51I1-like. Lineage: Eukaryota; Metazoa; Chordata; Mammalia; Didelphimorphia; Didelphidae. Gene Ontology annotation, molecular function: olfactory receptor activity; G protein-coupled receptor activity. Gene Ontology annotation, biological process: G protein-coupled receptor signaling pathway. The record is from RefSeq and is a predicted model, not a curated record. Gene Ontology annotation, cellular component: plasma membrane.
CCAGAAUGAGGGAUGUAACCAAUGACCUACCCCUUCUUUUACUUUUUAUAAAAUUUGACUCUAUAGCCUGAAAAGAAAACUUCAAUUAUGGGAAAUUCUGCUACUACUAAUGGCACAGAGUUACCUUCCUUCACCCUGACUGGCCUCCCAGGGCUUGAAGCCUCCCAACACUGGAUGUUCCUGCUACUUGGGGCCCUUUACACAGUCUCUAUUGUGGGAAAUAGCCUGAUUCUCUUCAUUGUCAAAGAGGAGCAAAGUCUGCACCAACCCAUGUAUUACUUCUUGUCUCUUCUUUCAGUCAAUGACCUUGGUGUGUCUUUGUCCACACUGCCCUCAGUGCUGGCCACUUUCUGCUUCCAUGCCCAGGAGAUUACUUUUGAUGUCUGUAUGGCCCAGAUGUUCUUCAUCCACCUCUUCUCUUUCAUGGAGUCUGGGAUCCUACUGGCCAUGAGCUUUGAUCGUUAUGUAGCUAUCUGCAACCCACUGAGGUAUUCUACUAUUCUUACUGAUAACCGAGUUGCACAAAUGAGCCUCUUCAUUGGUAUUCGCAGUUUCUGUGUGGUUUUUCCAAUGCCCUUCCUCCUGAAGCGUCUGCCCUUCUGCAAACCCAACAUCCUGUCCCAUGCUUACUGCCUACAUCCAGACCUUAUCUGUCUACCCUGUGGGGACAUCACUAUAAAUAACAUCUUUGGCCUGUGCAUUGUUAUCUCUACCUUUGUCCUGGAUUCUGCCCUCAUCCUCCUCUCCUAUAUUCUUAUCCUCCACUCUGUGCUGGCUAUUGCCUCCCAAGAAGAAAGACUUAAAACACUCAAUACUUGUGUGUCUCACAUAUGCGCUGUACUUAUCUUCUAUGUGCCCAUGGUGAGUGUAUCCAUGGUUCACCGCUAUGGGAGAGCUGCACCACCAUACGUGCACACACUAAUGUCCCUUGUCUACCUCUUUGUCCCUCCCAUGCUCAAUCCUGUCAUCUAUUCCAUCAAGACAAAGGAGAUCCGUCGGAGGCUCAUCAGGUUAUUCUCUGUAACUAAACUCUGAAAAUUGGAAACUGGAUAAAACCACCAGUUGCAUACAGCAUCAUCCCAUGACCUUCAUUGUGCCUUUAAGUGUUAGUUUUAGAAGAUUAGCAUAAAG